CCGACUGAGCGCUCGCUGGUAAUGGCUGCGCGCGUACGGAGGAUGGUGGUGGUAGCUUCUGUUUGUAUCAUUAGUACGAAUACAUGUGUCAUCUAUUGCGGUGGGUUGCUCACGAAGAGGUCUCAUGUUGCAUUGGCCAUACUGUGUCGCAGGACGUUGCCGAAGCCAGGCGGGCCUUAAUCACGUCCACUCGCUCACGAUCACGUGCAUCAAGUGAGUGCAACAACAUCCUUACGUCCAAUUCGAUCGUUGUUCCGGCCGUCGACUCAAUCAACAUGGUAUUCAACAGACAGGAGGCGUGUCGAAGAUGGGAGUGUGCGAAGUAUUCUCAUUCUUGAAAAGACUGGGGACAGCAGCUCGAACAGCUUAGCCAGUUCCAAGCCGAGCAAAACGGCGUCCCAAAAGGCGGCCAUGUGAACGGCUAACAACGCUGCCGC
This is a messenger RNA of Baudoinia panamericana UAMH 10762, 437 nucleotides long. RefSeq lists its product as uncharacterized. The record is from RefSeq and is a predicted model, not a curated record. Lineage: Eukaryota; Fungi; Ascomycota; Dothideomycetes; Mycosphaerellales; Teratosphaeriaceae. The transcript has a single exon. Bases 84 to 338 code for a protein of 84 amino acids.